ACAAGUUCUUCAUAAAUUACAACAAUCUAAAAACUGUGUAACUUGUAAAGCUCAAAAACUUAAUGGUUCUAUUGCACAAUUGAAACACAAACAUCACCAACAUAUAUCUCGAGUUCGUGCAAUAGCCAGACGUCCACCGGACAAUAAUAUUAAAACCACGAUUAAUAAUCUUGUUAAAAAAAUAAUAAUACAGAGUUUAUUAAACUUACCACGAGAUAAUACACAAUCUUGGAUUCUGCAGCAACCAUUAGUCGUUG
This is a messenger RNA of Ambispora gerdemannii, 257 nucleotides long. The record is from the annotation of a GenBank genome assembly. NCBI's taxonomy places the organism in Eukaryota, Fungi, Glomeromycota, Glomeromycetes, Archaeosporales, Ambisporaceae.